GCCAGCAAUUCUCUUCUACAAAUAGAGAACUCGCAUGUUGCUAUAGUGCAGUAUAGACGGGCUGCAUAGAAACAUUAAUUUAGCAGCAAUGGUUGCAAGAAGCCUCCUCUUCGUCUUCCUCCUUGCUCAUUAUUUAGGUCAUAGCUAUGCAGCAACACCAAGUCAUUAUUCCAGACCUCCGUUCAACAGAAGUAGUUUCCCAGAUGACUUUCUUUUUGGAGCAGCUACUGCUGCUUAUCAGAUUGAGGGAGGAGCUCAUGAAGGAGGGAAGGGACCGAGUGUAUGGGACAAUUUCACUCACACGCAUCCAGAGAAAAUAUGGGAUCAUUCCAAUGGAGAUGUAGCUAUCGAUUUUUAUCACCGCUAUAAGGAAGACAUCCGUCUAGUCAAGAAUAUGGGUAUGGACGCUUUUAGAUUUUCCCUCGCAUGGACCAGAAUUGUACCAACUGGGAAGAUAAGCGAAGGCGUGAAUCAAGAAGGUAUCAAGUUCUACAAUAACGUGAUUAAUGAAGUUAUCGCACUGGGAUUAAAACCCUUUGUCACACUUUUCCAUUGGGAUACUCCCCAAGGUCUUGAAGAUGAAUAUAAAGGAUGGCUACAUCCCCACAUUGUGGAGGAUUAUAAAGACUACGUAGACAUCUGCUUCAAAGAAUUUGGCGAUCGAGUGAAGCAUUGGAUUACCUUGAAUGAGCCAAUAUCUUUUAGCAUGUAUGCAUAUACAACAGGGACAUAUGCACCAGGUCGAUGCUCGGUUUAUGCAGGAAAUUGCACAAAUGGAAAUUCUGGAAAAGAGCCAUAUAUUGUAGCACACCACUUACUUCUUGCUCAUGCUACUGCAGCUAAAUUGUACAAGGAAAACUAUCAGAAGUCUCAAAAGGGACAGAUUGGAGUCACCUAUGCAACUCAUUGGUUUUUGCCAAAGAUUAAGACACCAGAAGGCCUCAAGGCCCCUUAUAGGGCCCUUGAUUUCAUGUUAGGGUGGUUUUUGCAUCCAAUUACAUACGGAAAUUACCCACCAAGCAUGAGAACAAUAAUUGGGAAUCGACUACCAACAUUCACAGCAGCUCAAUCCAAGAUGCUAAUUGAGUCAAUUGACUUCUUAGGGAUGAACUACUAUACUUCCAAUUACGCAUCCCCUGCACUAACUUUCAACAGGGUUAACCUCAGCUACAUGACAGACAAUCACCUCAUUUUUUCAACUGACAUCGACGGAGUCCCUAUUGGUCAACCGACGGGGUUGAAUUGGCUUUUCAUAUGUCCAAAAGGAAUUCGGAGCCUUGUGCUUUACAUAAAAGAAAAGUACAAGAAUCCUCCCAUUUUCAUCACUGAAAAUGGCUUGGCGGAGUCAAGAAAUGAUUCAAUUCCUCGUGAAGUAGCCCUAAAGGAUGUGAUACGGAUAAAGUAUCAUGAAAGCCAUCUAUGGUAUCUCCAAAAGGCAAUCAAGGAAGGAGCAAAUGUAAAGGGAUAUUUUGCUUGGUCUUUCAUUGAUGAUUAUGAAUGGGAUGCUGGCCUCACUCUCAGAUUUGGCCUCAACUAUGUGGAUUACAAAGAAGGGAGUAGAACAAAAAUAUCACAAUAAAGGCCAAUUUGAUAGUUAUCAGGAAAGAGUUCACAUAGCAAGCAAUCGAGGGCAUUUUUGGAAUAAGGAGAUACAAGUCCUUUUUGGUAAUUCGCAGAGGGCAGCAUUAAAAGGAGGAACGCAGGGCUGAAGUGGGGGGUCUUCUUCCCCCUGGGGGAGCCGCCGCACAGAGGGAGCUGGCUUCCUUCUUAGUUUCUUCCAUUUUUAUAGUUUAGCUUUUCCUUUGACCGUUUGGUCUCCUUCGUCUUGUAGUGGAGAGCUUUUGACUUUUCCUUGGAAUAUUUUGUGGCUACCUCUACGUGAGUCAGGAGCACUGAAGACUAAAUCAUCCAUUGUUACUUUACUUUGCUUUAUUCCUUCGAGUGAAUUGCAUUUCCCAAUUUCGGAGUUGAUGGCC
Coffea arabica (coffee) is the source of this 1976-nucleotide messenger RNA. The record is from RefSeq and is a predicted model, not a curated record. NCBI's taxonomy places the organism in Eukaryota, Viridiplantae, Streptophyta, Magnoliopsida, Gentianales, Rubiaceae.